AUGGGUAAUUGUGUUCAUCACGAUGAAUUUAUAUAUGAUAAUUCAGUACCUGGUCUUUCCAUUCAUACUCCAAGUGAAGUAGCAUUAAUGUUAAACAAACUCGAAUGUGAUGCCACCAACUAUCCAGAAAGACGCGAAGAAUUUGAGCGCCACAAGAAUAAAUUCAAAUGGAUAUGCUGUGACACGACAGUAACAGCAGGUUCUGGAGUAGGAGGAUGUAAAAAAAAGGAAAACAUGGUUUCAAUGAGAAUACCUCAAAUGGGCAACAUCGAGAUAGGCGCCAUCUUGAUCAAACAAUGA
Rotaria socialis is the source of this 300-nucleotide messenger RNA. The record is from the annotation of a GenBank genome assembly. Lineage: Eukaryota; Metazoa; Rotifera; Eurotatoria; Philodinida; Philodinidae.